AUGAGGUCCUUUCUUACAAAUCUCGUCGCGCUCUUCUUGGGCGCUGCGCUCUUCAAGUACUAUGGCACCAGCAAAUCUCCUGCCGUCGACCCUGUGCCAACCCCAUCCGUGAUGGAAGCCUCUGUCUUGGCACCCGUCCAACCACCGAAACCAAGCCCAGCUGAUGCGCAACUCAAAGCCGUCAUCCAAGACGCUGGAAUGAUCAAAGUUACUGUCCUUGACUCAAUUUCUUACAAUGCUACAGGUGGAGUCACCUCUCUUGCAGAAUCAGAUGGGCGCAGGCUUCAGUGUGCCGAAUCUGUUACAUUGACCAAGAACUGCUACGCGCCUGGAGAAGCAAUUGGUGCUGAUUUCGUCAUUUGUGGCGAUGUUGCUGGAGAGUGGGGUGGUAUUCAUUCUCCUGGCGACCAGGGUUUUCAAGCAGCGCUCAAGUGGCAGUUUCUUACCGGUCCAGGACGAUACUUUUUCACAAGUUCCAAUCAAGGUUCAGUUCCAGUGGGCACCAAUUUGGCCCAAGCUACAGGCUACCGAAUCUUUUACCAUACCACUGAAGGAGGUUCAAUUGGAUCAGCAGAAUUCGCUGUCCAAUCGAGCUGUGCCUCUUCUUGCACCAAUUCGAUUUCAAUCCAACAACCGUGCUAUAACCCUGGUGUUCAACAAGUGAUCAUCCAAAUUCCGGCCGCCGAACCUGGAGAUCUGAUUGAACUGUUUGACGACAAUUCCGGUUUCAGGAUGGCUUCAUUUGCACCCCAAACUGGAGCGACAGCUCUUGGAUUCGGCCCGAUUGAUUGGCCCCGUGGAACUUACAAAUUCGUAUACGAGAAGGCAAAUUGUGACCCAACUGAGGCAGUUUUUACCGUGCAAGACAUUUGCCCAUCAGGAGUAGGAGUGCCACCAACACCACCGCCAAACCCUCUUCCAACCCCGCCGCCAGCACCACUUCCAACACCACCACCGGUCACAUCAUGCACCCAUUCGAUUUCCGUUGAUCAGACCUGUUGGGGUCUGGGUCAGACCAUCACUGCGACUAUCCAAACUUGCGGUAAUGCUGUGGAGUGGGCAGGUAUUUGGAAUGCCGGGACCCCGGAUUUCCGCGCUUCUCUCAACUGGCAGUACCUCUGUGGUAAUCAGCACUGCGCUUCUAGGGUGAAUUCUGGGGCCUACCGAAUUUCCUUCAAUUCUGCAACUGCUGGAUCCAUCAAUUGGCCUCUGCCUGCUGGAAGGACCUACGAAUUCUAUUUCCACUCUCAAGCUGGAUCGUUGAAAUCACAAACAUUCCAAGUUACAUCUGGAACAUCCUGUAACUUUUCACCAACAGCAUCCUCUCCUCCACCGCCAACUUCACCGUUUUCGCCAACUACCAGCGCCCCUGCGGUUACAAGUGGUGGCGGAGGAUCGGCAUCCAGUGCCCCUGCUGCUACAAGUGGUGGAACAGGAUCGGCAUCCAUUGCCCCUGCCAGUGCUCCUAUUGGAAUUCAAUAUGUUCCAGCCAGUGCAGCCGAUUGCGACGCAAUUCGUAGUGGAAACAUUGUCAUUGGACAAAGCGCCAUGACAAGCCAGACCUUCUACGUUGUCUUCUCCCUUGGAGUCUAUGGUCCAGCACUCGGGGCCGAAAGAGUGGCUGAUCUCGUGAAAAAUGCAUUCCAGAAUUUGAUUGGAACUAGCCUUGUGAAUUGUUCGCACAGACGAAAGCUCAUGCAGUAUGUCCAGAGACAUCACCAGAACAAUAGACGUCAUCACAAGCACAGACACCAUCACCACAAACACAGAAUGCUGGAGCAGUCACUUCCAGAUGGUCGACGAAGACUGACCUUGGAGGCGAAUGUCAUUGGAAAUGUUCUUUUCACCAUCGACUGUAUUACCUCUGAUUGCCAACCUGGCAUGGCAGGAUGUUUCGAGUGCACAGCAACUAUCGAUGUGUUCAUGAAGGGACCAGCACUCGUCGUCGACAUUGCAGAGGCGCUAACCGGUCACCUCAACGACCCCAACUUGAUUGCCGAUGCUGCUUUGGAUAGCUUCGUGGAGGACGGAACGGUGGCAGAGGUGGCAUAUAUCCGAAGUGGAGAUGUCACAUACAUCACUGAAAACCCAACAUCUGGGCCUACAGCUGGGCCAACCUCUGGACCAACAUCCGCACCUUCUCCUGCUCCAACAUCCGCACCUACCUCUGGACCAACAGCCGCUACCCCAGUGCCAACAUCCGCACCUACCUCUGGUCCAACAUCCGGACCCACCUCUGGACCAACAGCCGCUACCCCCGUGCCAACGUCCGGGCCUACCUCUGGGCCUACCGUCGCUACCCCCGUGCCAACGUCCGGGCCUACCUCUGGGCCUACCGUCGCUACCCCCGUGCCAACGUCCGGGCCUACCUCUGGACCUUCGCUUGCACCUGAUGAUGAGGGCGACAAGGGUCCAGAUGAUACAGGUGGUGAUCCAAACACACCUGGGGAUGCAGGAACGAACGGUGAUCCACACUUCAAAUCAUGGAACGGUGACCAUUUCGAGUUCCACGGACAGUGUGACUUGGUUUUGGCCAAGGAUGCAAACUUUGCUGAUGGACUGGGAUUGCAUGUUCAGAUUCGCACCAAGCUUGUUCGGUAUUGGAGUUACAUCAAGAGCGCCGCCAUCCAUAUCGGGGAUGAUAUCCUUGAAGUUCAAGGAUCGGCUGAUACGGAAGAUAUUGGAUCUGCCCACUUCUGGUACAAUUUGGAGUACCAAGGCAAGAUGGAUACCGUUGGUGGAUUCCCUGUCAAGGUCCGCAUUGAUAAUGGACCAAGACGCAAACAUAUCUUCGAAAUUGACUUGAGCUCGAUGUACCCCGGCCACAAGAUUAUGAUUGAUACCAUGAAGGAAUUUGUUAAGGUCGAUUUCGUCCAUUCUUCCAAUCAAGCCUUUGGCAACACUGUCGGUAUGUUGGGAGACUUCAAGUCUGGAAAGAAGCUUGCUCGUGACCAAACUACGGUGAUUGCCGACUUUAACGAACUUGGUAACGAGUGGCAAGUCCUCCCAUCAGAUGACAUGCUGUUCCAUGACGUCUCUUAUCCUCAGUUCCCUGAACGGUGCUUGCUUCCUGAAGAUCCUCAAGGAAAGCGCCGCCAACUUAUGGAAGGUUCGAUCAGCGAAGAACAAGCCGAAAAAGCAUGUGCUCAGUUGAAGGACCCCUUGUCUAUCAAGGAUUGUGUGUAUGAUAUCUUGGCGACUCAAGACAUGGACAUGGUAGGAGCCUACUAA
This is a messenger RNA of Cylindrotheca closterium, 3231 nucleotides long. The record is from the annotation of a GenBank genome assembly. Lineage: Eukaryota; Bacillariophyta; Bacillariophyceae; Bacillariales; Bacillariaceae.